This is a messenger RNA of Botrytis fragariae, 237 nucleotides long. RefSeq lists its product as uncharacterized. NCBI's taxonomy places the organism in Eukaryota, Fungi, Ascomycota, Leotiomycetes, Helotiales, Sclerotiniaceae. The coding region runs from base 1 to 237 and encodes 78 amino acids. The transcript has 2 exons. The record is from RefSeq and is a predicted model, not a curated record.
AUGACUUUGGAAGUCUUGGGGUCGCGCCCAAGUUUCCCAUUGUAUGCUCUUGCAUACUAUUUGCCUCCCUGGAAGAGGUUGCAUGCUGGUGCGUUAAGCCAUGACUUUGGCAGUCUUGGGGUCAAGCUCAAGAAGUCUACAAUGAGAUUUCAUGCUGGUGUUGGUCGUGGUAAAAUCCCAAAUUCGCGUCUAGGCUCUCGCAUAUCAUCAUCAGCUUCGGAUUCCAACACCGUCUAA